UAUAUUUUAGUUAUUAAUGUAAUAAAUACUUAUAUAUAUAUAUAUCUAUUUAUUUGUAUAUAUACAACUAUAUAUUAAUCCAAAUGCAAAAAAAAAAAAAUUGUUCAAAACCUUCACCAAAUACAUAAAAAAUAUAAUUUUUAUAGUUAGAGUAUUAAAUAAAUAUAUAUAUAUAUAUAUAUAUAUUUAUAUAUGAUAAAAUAAAUAUUAAUAGUAAUUAUACGAUGAAACAUGUUACUGUUGAUAGGUUUAUGAAUAUAUUUUUUACGGGUUACUCAAAGAGACAUGGAACAUAUAUAUCUAAUAUAAACUAAUUGAACAAAUAUGUUAACACAAAUAUAUCAUAAAACAUUACAUUAACAUGAAUCGAUGCCAGAGAGUAAGGGUUAGUAUUAUAAUUAUUUAAAAAUAUAAUUAUAUAUAUAAAUUAUAAAAAUUAAGAAUUAAAUAUAAUAAAAUAUAUAUAUCAAAAUAAAAUAAUAAAUAUUUACAUUUCUAUUGCGAAUAAUGAAAUUAACUUUUAAAUUUAAAAUAAGCCAUAGACAAAACAUCAAAAAGUAUCUAAUAACUUGUGAAUAACAAAAGUAAAAUAACUAAAUAAAUAAACAAUUUUUUUUUCCAAACGUAAAUCAUUAAUUUGUAAUAGACAUAUACAUAUUAUUGAUGCUCAAAUCUAUUUCAUUUUUAGUAUGCAUCCUCUCAAAUAUUGAUCCAUUAACAAGAUUAAAUUUUAGUUGGACUAAAAUUGUAUUUAAAUUGGAAUAUCACUUUCAUAAUAUAUUCACUAUUCAUCUGAUUCAUGAAUAUAUAUUACAAUACUCUAAAUAUAAUAAUAAAUCAAACCGAAUUACAUAUUGGGUCAUCUACCAGCUCAACCGAUAACCAGAUCUCGGGUUUUAGCGGUUGUUACGGGUUUUAUAGAAUUUUUAAAUAACAGUUUUUUUUUUUGAAAACUAAAAUGGAUUACAUAUGAGCCACCGAAUUUGCCAAUUUUAAUGCGGAUCGGGUCGGAUUUCAAAACAUUGAAUAUAAUGUUCUAUUUGUAAUAUCUAAGUGUAGAUACAAUUAAAAUACAAAUUUAUAUCAAAUAAAUUUGGAAUGUUUCGAAAAUAAUUCCGCGUUUUGAAAGUGCGGAUCAAAAUCUAGUACUUAUAUUAAAAAUAUUGCGAAGCGUAGAAAUUAAGUGCGUGGUUACCUUUUCUGGUUCGUAAAGAGACCGGUGAAAACUGGCAGUUACGAGGACAUUUUUCUCAAAAAUUAAAACUUACGAGGACAUCGACAUAUCUUUAUGAUCAAAUACCAAUGUAAUAAAUGCAAAUAAAUGACACCGUUUUGUAAUAUAAAAAAAAAUGACACCGUUUUGUAUUUCGAUUAAAUUAGAGAUCUCAUAUGACUUUCACGGGAUUAAAUUUCCGAUUGCAUAUGACAUCACGACUUGCCCUUGGAAAAUAGAUAUAUUGACUAGUUUUUUUUCUUUUUUCUUGACUAGGUGAUUUAUAAAAUACAAUACUACGUGAUACCGUGAUUUCUCGACUCAUUGUUUCUUAACGCAUACAUUUAACCGAUACUACAAGAUGUGCAAAUGAUUUUUGUGUGUAAAUUUUAAAUGUGAUGCUCAUGCUCCAUCAGGGGCGGAUCCAAGAUGGUUUUUAGCAUGGGACACUUAACCAUUUCAAUAACUAAAAGCUUGAUAUAAGUAUACUUAAUUAAAUUUAACACUAGAUGUCAAUGAACAAAAAAAUUAGGGUGAGGCACAUGCCACACCCUCUAAUACAGUGGGACCGCCCCUGUGCUCCAUCUUUAAGAUGGUAAAUUUGUAGAUUCGAUAAUUACAACAUAGAGUAACCUUUCUGUUUCAAAAUACGAGAUAAAAAUUUCUGCUUUGACAUUUUCGAAUAUAGAAUAAAGACAAAACCUCUAAAUUAAAGGGGACUAAAUCACCACGGAAGUUCUUUACAAGGAAAUAUAUAUAGCAACGCAUCAAAUAUACAUUUGAUAACACUUUUGCACAAGUAUUUCAAAGAGUUUAAGAUGGGUUCUGAUGUACUAAUAGUAUAAUAUCAUAAUAAUAAUAAAAAUAAACAUGGGCAAACCACGAAGGGAUCGAUAAAGAAAGAACAUUAAUGUGAAAAAAGGACAGGAAGGGGUCGAAAACUAAAAGCAAGUUGGUUCGAGCGUCACCACCUUCACGUGGAAGGGACGUGGAGCUCGAAGUUCUACACUCGAUUCCGAAUCAUAAGACAGCGAAGCACACGUGUGUCCUCCUCGUUUUGCCCCAUAACGCUUCAUCUCCUCAACUGUCAGAUAAUAAAUCGCCCUAAAUUCGAUGACUUCCCAUAUACUCGUAGCACUUCCAGCUACAAGUCGCAAACACACACUUUGACUUAAGACUUAAGACACAUAUUAAUUGUACGAUAUUAUGAACGAUGUACCAUACGUAUUUCCAAAAGAAAUGCUGAACUUGGUGUUAUAACAGCAAGCACUAACGUCAUGCAAAAAUCAAUGAUAAUUGAUUCAUCACCGAUAGACAAAAUGACAAUGUCUAUAGUCCUAAAAUAUAAAUUGUCAAAUAUAUAUGUAACGAAGAUCUUAUAUAAGAAUGUCAAUUAUAUGGUCACUUUUAUCCACAAAACUUUUAUUUUUACGUUCACUUUAUAGAUAGCAUGUAAUAAAAAUAAAAAUACUCACCGAGACAACCAGUCAUAGCCGUCUGAUGAAAGUUGGAGGAACCAACAUCGUGCACUGCUGACAAAAUCCCUCGCACAUGCGGCUACGUGCAUUUCCAAAAAUAAUCAAAGUGGCUCGGAAAUGGGUUCGGUUCGGGGUGUGGUCCCACGUGUCUUUACCAUGUGACCGUCUGAGCUGGCACAUGCGAUUAACCGCUAAAUCAAAACGGCAAUAAUCAUUUGUUUCAUUAGAUCGAUGAUCACUAGUUAUUAAUCUAUUGCUUAAAAGCUGUGCCACACGUGCAACCUCGUCAUGGAUACUCAGAUGAUCUCUAUGCUUUAUUUUAUUCACGCCUUUAUAUGCUUGAUUUACAUAUAUACCCUUGGCUUGGAAUCAUAUAGUAUCAUUAUUGUUUUUUUUCUUCUUUCAGAAGUGAGUUAUUUGCAAAUGUAAUAAGCAUGUUUAUAGCUUGGUUGGUGGGAUAUAUAUAUAAUUUUAAAACUAAACGUGUCUUUUAUCAUUACUAGUAUAAUUUAUACUAUAUUAAAAUAAAAUGGAAAUACAUUUAAUAUCAUAAUGACUAUUGACUGAUUUUAAAUAGUUAUAAUUAUCAAGGAAAUAAAUAAAUUAUAACAUUUUUCUUGAUUAGUGUGUAGAAUACUAAAAUCACACUUGUUGUGAAAAUAGAGAGAUAAUAAGGUUGUGCGACCAAAUCAAUAAUGAGUCGAGAUUUUGCAAUCAAAUAUCGGACAUACUGAUCUCUACAUAUCACACUAUUAAGGAAGCUAAAUCACACUAUAAAUUUAUGUUGCCAAGGUGUCUGUUGCUUAAAAUGAUGAAAGUUGUUCUCCCACAAACUUAUAUUCUAUCUGCCCAUCAACCAUAUACAAUCAUUCUUUUCUCGAACUUGUCCUCUUUAAUCUUUAUAUCAUUGACCGCUGAAAACAUUCUUGAGCUUGAACUUGCACCGGCCCAAUAUCUUCUCUAACCCUUUGUCUUGCGUCUGGUCCAACAGAGACCCAUUCAAAUGUGUUAACUAAAGUUAAGUCUAAAAACAAUCCUCUUUGCAUUUUUUCAAUUUCGUAUGCUUACUGUUAAACACACACACACACAAAAACACAUUUGAUCGUUUGAUCUAAACAUAUGAGGAAAACGCCGAUAAAUAAAAAAAUACUAAAAAACGUGGAUCUUGAUGAGACUCUAAUUUUGAUGGGCCCAAAGCCAGUAAAUAAAAUACUCAGGUCAGAAAUAAAGAAAAAAAGCUGAAACGGUAGUGUAUGGUACUUUAUGUACAUGUUUUGACAAGUACGGAUUAGAUUUAGAAAAACAUGCAACCGAAGAUCAGGAGAGUGAGUUUCAACAAAAGAAGUAAUGUCAACGGUUCUUCAGCUUCCGAUACCGACCUUUCUUGGCCGGAAAAGCUCUCUACUUCCCGAUUGAUUCGUCAGGCUUGUUUGAAUCAUGGAUUCUUCUAUCUCACGAAUCAUGGCGUUCCCGAGGAGUUGAUGAAAAGAGUGUUCAAGGAGAGCAAGAACUUGUUCUCUUUUCCUCUUGAUGAGAAGAUGGUGAUGGUUCGACGUGGUUUUAGAGGUUACUCACCUUUGUACGACGAGAAAGGUGAUUCUAAGGAGAUAUUCACUUUUGGAUCUUCAGAGGGAGUUUUAGGUCAACAUUACCCUAAUAAAUGGCUUUCUGAAGACCUUUUGCCGCUAUGGAGGCCAACCAUGGAACGCUACUAUAAAAGUGUUGUUAGGGAUGUUGGCAAGAAAUUGCUUGGCCUAGUGGCCUUAGCGUUGGAUUUGGAAGAGAACUUCUUUGAAAGAUUGGGAGCCUUCAAUGAUCAAGCAGCAGUUGUUCGCCUCUUACUUUAUUCAGGAGAGUUGAAUUCAUCUGAAGAAGAAGAAGAAGAAGAAACAUGUGGGGCCUCUGCUCAUUCAGAUUUUAGAAUGCUAACUCUUCUUGCAACAGAUAUGGAGUUCCAGGGCUUCAAGUUUGUAGGGAUAAAGAUAAAGAACCAAAUGUUUGAGAAGAUGUCCCUGGAAUUAAAGGUGCUUUUAUUGUCAACAUCAGAGACCUCAUGGAGAGAUGGACUAAUGGGCUUUUCCGGUACACAACAAAAGUUCCACUCUUUCAUUUCAGGGCAUUAUAUUGAUUUCAAAACCUCACUCUUAUGUGCGUUUUAUAGAUCAACAAUGCAUAGAGUGUGUCAGUUGGAGAAGAACGUUACUCGGUGGCUGUAUUUCUAGAUCCAGACCCAAACUGUGUUGUGGAGUGCUUGGAGAGUUGCUUUAGUGAAACAUCCCCUCCUAGGUAUUAUCUGAAUUUUGAUUGUUAAGGGUGAAUUUCAACUAAUAAAAUGUUUUGGUCUUUAAUCGGAAAACCAAAAAGGUUGAUUUGUGAAUAUAUUUCCCCUCAGGUUUCCACUGGUCCGAACCAGUGAUUAUUUCCACGACCGAUUCAGCCAAUCCCUCAUCUCGAGACUUUGCCUUAUUAAUAAAAAAACUUGUGUGUUGUGUCAUCAAAAACUCGGAAGUUUCUGCUGCCUCUACGUUGUUGAUAAACCUUAAUAUUGUUAUAUAUGGUCCUUGUGACUAGAUGGGCCAAAACGAUAAGACUAAGAGCAUGCUGAAUUUCGAAAAACAGUUCUCUAUGCUACUUAUAAAACUGUUUGAUGUUGUUGUGUCUUUAAUAAGGCAUGUCUUGAACAAGGACUCUUCUAUGUAGAGUCAUGACGUCCCAGAAGAAUUGAUAUAAGGGGGUGUUUUCAUGGAUAGCAAAGACUUCUUUAACCUCCCACAAGAGGAAAAUAUAGCAUACAAUCCUGCAAAGUAGAUAUUACUACAAACCAUGGAAUCUUACUACAAGAAUGUCCUGUAAGCUUGCCGGUUCCUUUUUUAUUUUUCUGCAAAGUAAUUAUUGAACAAAAAAUUGGAUCAUCAUAGAUGCAGGUCUUCUCUAAACAUUUCAAAUUGAAAAUAGGUUUCAAGUUUGUAUUAACAGUUAGAUUUGAACUUUGAUGGUAGGGAUACAUAUAAGCUAUUCUAGGCGAUGAGAUCGGUAGUACAAAUAUGUGCAACCUUAUGUGCAUGUGUGUGUUCUUGAAAUAUUCAACUUAUAAAAGAGAUAUGUAAUUUCAUAUAUAUCUCCUCCUUUGAUCUUCCAUUUUAGUUUCCUAGAUUGACUUGCUUGUUGGUGUUUGAUAUUUUGCUUUGCUGCUUUAAGGUCUGUGUGUAGGUGGUGCAGUCGUAUUAAUGGUAACUCAGCUCAAAUCUAAAUUUCUAGAGACCUGACUUCUUCGAUUGAUGAACUUAUACAAAAUCAAUGCAAGGCUCAAAUUGAUGACAUAAUCGAAUCAAUGCAAGACUUUAGAGAAAAAAAAACUCUAGUUUAUUAUCUUUCAAAGACUGGUUAUCAAAAGCAACACUACAAUGACUUAUAUAGGUUAUAAGAGUCAUCUAAAUCUCCAAACUCACCUAAAAAUAGGAAAACUAAUAAAAUGAAAACAUAACAAGAAAAGGAAAUCUGUUAAAUGAAAGCCGACAAAGAAAAAUGGUCGCUUGGCGCUGAAAGUAUCAUGAUGCUGCAUCAGGUCUCUUGGGGUUAGAAAUAUUCGACUUCGAAUCGGGCACUGGAUCAAAGAUACCGAACAUUAAACACGUCUGAGGUCCUGAUGUUAGCCCGAAGUUGCAGGCGAUAAGCAUUGUCAUUAAUACGCUCGAGAACCUCGAGAGGACCAAUCUUCUUCGCUUUGAGUUUGUUAUACGCAUGAGCUGGCAUCCUGCCUUUAGUGAGAAAUGCCCAUACAAGGUCACUGAACUCGAAGACAAGCCGUAAUUUAUGUUAAUCAACAUCAGCCUUGUAUUUAAUUGCAGAUGAUUCCAAAUUCACAAUAACCUUCUCACGCACUUGAUGAAUGUUGUCGAUGAAGUCAUCAGCGACACCAUGAAGCCGUGUGUUGUCUGGAAGAGUGGACAAGUCCAAGGAACCUCGAGUAAGAACACCAUAUAUAACUUGGAAGGGACUGAAUCCAGAACUUCUAUUGAGCGCAUGGUUAUGAGCAAACUCAACUUGAGGAAGAUUUGAAUCCCAUGUCUUAGUAAAUCCCCAACGAGGUAACGAAGCAAGUUUCCUGAAGAGCAGUUUGUGACCUCAGUUUGUCCAUCCGUUUGAGGAUGAUAUGCAUAACUCAUGUCGAGGCUUGUACCAACAUUUUUCAAAGCGAUUGCCAAAUGAUCCAAGAACUGUGAAUUACAAUAAGAAAUUAUAGAAGUCGAUAAACCAUGAAAACGAUACACCUCUCGAAAGAAUAGAGUUCUGACUUAUAAAGCGUUCGUUGUACGUUUGCAAGGCACAAAGUGGACCAUUUUUCGAAAAUCGAUCAACAAUGACAAAUAUGGAGUCAAAACCUUUUUGCGUACGAGGAAGUCCCAAGACAGGACCAUAGUGUGUUUGGAUUGGUCAAGGAAGAUAAAGACCAGCGUUUGUUGCGUGCCCUUUUGAGGUUUGGCACAUCAUACAACGCUCGACGAAUCUGUCCACAUCACGCCGUAUGGACGGCCAAUAGUAAUAUUUGGAAAUCAAAUGUAAAUUCAUGCCGCAUUCGAUAUAUCCUUCAUUAUGUAUCUCUGCAAUGAGUUGAAUACGGAUACUACAAUCAGGGACGCAAAGUCGAUCUUCAUAAAAAAAAUAGCCAUUUUGAAGCGUAUAGUCACGCGAUGUACCUGCUUGAGCGUCCAAGAGAAUGCGGCCAAGAAAUGCAUCAGAAAAGUACAUGUCCGCGAAAGCUGCGAAGCAUGGGACAGAGACGUACAAAACAGCCAAUACGGAAUGUCGACGGCUCAUUGCAUCAUCGACUCGAUUCGACACACCAGAAAUGUGUUUAAUAACAAAAGAAAAUUACUGCAGAUAAGACACCCACGCAGCAUGACGAGCGGAUACUUUGUCCUGACUGUUCAAGUGCUUCAAUAUGUCAUGGUUGGUGAAUAGAACAAACUCCCUAUGGAAAAGAUAAUGUCUCCAAUGCUUAAUUGCUUGAACUACAACGUAAAACUCAACAUCGUAGGUACUGUAGCGAGCUAUGGCGCCUCCCAAUUUCUCGUUAAAGAACACUAUUAUUCUGUUAGAUUGACUCAAGACCGCACCAAUUCCUGUUUUGGAUGCAUCAUAACGUAGCUCAAACACUUGAGUGAGAUCAGGCAGAGCCAAAAUAGGAGCUGUCAUCAGCUUUGUUUUGACAAUCUCGAAAAUUACACCUGCCUCAGGAGUCCACGUGAAGGUACUGUUUCGACGAAUGCAGUCCGCAAGUGGCGCCAUCAAGCUACUAAAUUGUGGAACAAAUCGACGAUAAAAAGAUGCCAUACCAUGAAAACUUCGUCUCAAACAGCGUAGUAGGAGUUAGCCACGAUUUUAUUGCAUCCACUUUAAUUGGAUCCACAACGAACCCCUCUACAAAAGCAAUAUAACCGAGAAAGUGAACCUUAGGAGAGUCAAACUAACACUUCUUCAAUGUAGGAUAGAGUUGAUCACAAUGAAGGACAAGAAGUACUUCUCGUAAGUGCAUGAGGUGCUCAGCUAAAGUCAUGCUAAAGAUCAAAAUAUCAUCAAAAUAAACGACCACAAAUUUGCCAAUAAAAGAAUGCAAAGAUUGGUUCAUGACGCGCAUAAAGGUGCUCAGAGAAUUUGACAAACCGAAAGGCAUGACAAGCCAUUCAAAAAGUCCUUCCCGAGUUUUAAAUGUCGUCUUCCACUCAUCUCAUGGCCUGAUUCGUAUCUGAUGAUAUCUUCUUCGAAGGUCAAGCUUAGAGAAAAUCAUUGCAGUGCUUAUCUGGUCCAAUAGAUAAUCAAGAUGAGGGAUGUGAAAUCUGUAGCGCACUGUUAUCUUAUUAAUAGCACGACUAUCAACACAAAUUUUCCACGAGCCAUCUUUCUUUGGAAUAAGUAAUGCUGGUACUGCACAAGGACUUAAACUCUCAUGUAAAAAUCAUUUGACCAUAAGAUCUUUAACAUGUCGUCUAAGGUCUUCAUGCUCACUUGGACUCAUGCGGUAAUGAGCUCGAUUGGGAAGAACUGCGUCUGGAUCUAGAUCAAUGAGGUGUUGAAUAUCUCUGAGCGGGGAAGACCAGGUGGUAAGUCGCUGGGAAAUAAAUCGUGAAAUUCGUCCAACAAUGUUGUGAAGUCAGAUGGAAUCAGUGGAAUUGUAGAAGAAACCAAUGAGUUCACCAGUAUGAGACACACCCUUCUUCUCGUAGUGCCAUCUCGAAAGGUUUUCGUUGAAGAAUGAGGACAUGCGCUGAAGAUGUACUUUUCUUCUCUGGUAAUGACGGUUGGAGAGUAAAAUUGUGAUUGUUAUGGUGAAAGCUAUAAGUGUUGUGAUACCCAUCAUGUUGAAUCCGAUGAUCAAAUAUCCAUGGCCGGCCUAGGAGUAGGUGACAUGCGUCCAUUCAAGCUACAUCACAGUGAAUUUUAUCUUUGAAUGUUCCUCCAAUUGAGUAAGAGAUGAGAGUACGGCGAGUGAUGAGAAGGUCUGUUUUAUGAUCCAGCCAAUCCAAUUUAUAAGGACAUGGGUAGAGUUCCGUUGGGAGCUUUAGUUUGUUGAUGACAUCUUUGGCUACCACAUUUUCACUGCUACCCGAAUCAAUGAUAAACUUGCAAACUUUACCAUCAAUGGUGCACUUAGAGUGGAACAGGGUAUGUCGUUGAGGGUCUUCGUCCAUGAUUCGUGGAGCAAGACACACAUGGCAAACCAUGAGACAUGGUCCAUUAUCAGCGACAAGAUCCUCUCUUUCUUUAAUGGUUUCUGGCACUUCUUCACAUAUAUGACCUCACCAUUGUUAUCAGAAGCAUCGAGUAAGAGACCUCGGCGGUUAUGAGUUGGGAAAUUAGCUUGGCGAUGACCAAUGUCUCCACAUGAAAAGUAACAAAGAGAGCUUAGUCGAGAAGUGUUCUUGUGUGUGAACAUAACAAUGGUUGUGUCACUUUUACGAGGGAUGUAUGCGUCAGUUGAAGUGGUUUGUGUAGGAGUACGGGACGGACGAGCUGUGGACUAAGAUUGUAUUUUCAAUGGUGAGGGCCUGUUGAUGAGCUUCCGACAAGGUUAAUGGGUUGAACAAAUUGAUUGUGUGCUGAAUUUGCUGACGAAGGCCUGCAGUGAAUCUAACAGCGAGUUGGCGCUCAUAAUCUUGAAUAUCAACCUGAGUAAGUAGUAAGAAAAAUUUUGUUGAAUAUUCUACAACAAAACGAGAUCCCUGACAUAUGUUAUGUAGUCUCUGGAACAUAAGCUGAUCAUAUUUAUAAGGCAGGAAUGUUUUAUUGAGUUUCGAUUUAAGCUUGUCCCAAGGCAUUAUCUUAAGCUUCCUGAGAUGAGCUCGUGUAGAUUUCAAUUGCGUCCACCAUGCUGCUGCUCUAUUUCGAAAUUGCAUUGUAAGAACAUGAGCACAACAGUCCAUUGGUGCUAUUUUGAAUUCUAGCAUUUCUUCAACUGUGACAAUCCAGUCGAGAAGUUUUCCAGCCGAGGAGUUGCCAUGGAAUUCUGGAAUCUCUGUUUUAAAUCAUGUUUCCCAUUGAAAACCUUCAUUGACUCCUUCACCAGCAUCACGUGCAAGUGUGCGGUUAUUACGGAGAGGGUCAAACAGAUUAUCAGCAAACUGGUUCUCAUCUCCAUCAUCUUCUCUGUCUGUGUCGUCGGCUUUGUUAUUGGCGGGGAUGUCAACAAGGGGUGAGGGUGCAUUUCCUUGAACAUUGAGGUUCUGGUGGAUGGCAGUGAUGUUUUGCAUCUGGGCUUUAAGCUCAGCGAUUGCAUCACGGGUAAUUUCUGCUUCGGUUCAAACAUGAACUCGUCUUGGUCUUGCCAUGUUGAAUGGAAAAAUUCAAGGAGCGUAGCAAAGCUCUGAUACCAACAUGACGCAGCGUAUCAAUGGUAACUCAGCUCAAAUCUAGGGAUUUGGGUUACUCUAGAGACCUGACUUCUUGGGUUGAUGAACUUAAUCAAAAUCAACGCAAGGCUCUCGAAUUGAUGACAAAAUCGAAUAAGGUUUUAAAGAAAACUCUAGUUUAUUAUUUUUCAAAAACUGAUUAUCAAAAGCAACACUACAAUGACUUAUAUAGGCUAUAAGAGUUGGCUAAAUCUCCAAACUCAAUUUUUUUUUGUUUAACUCUCCAAACUCAGCUAAAAAUAGAAAAACUAUUAAAAAUAAAACAUAAAAAGAAAAAAUAAUCUGUUAAAAGAAAGCCGACAAAAAAAUGGUUGCUUGGCGAUGAAGGUAUCAUGAUGCUGCAUCAGUGGGAAAUGCUCUGCUUGAUUGCCUUGGCAUUGGAUAUAGAUGAGGACUUCUUCGAACAAGUCGGAGACUUAAUGAUACUAUAGAUUUUUUUCGCCUUUUAUGCUCUAUAUCCAGGUAUCUACGUACAUCAAUUUCUGGUUAGAUUGAUAUUAUUUAGGGGCCCCUAUUAUUUAUAAUGAACUUUGAUAAGAGUUGGAUCUUUACAAAGCAAGGGUACAUUUAUCAAAAUAUAUGUAACCAGUGGAUCAUAUCUGCAUCUGUUAUGAUUAUAGAUGAAGUGGUUUGUGCACAAAAAAAAGGUGAAGUGGUUUAGUCGGAUGUAGAAACAUAUGGGGCCUCAGCCACUCAGAUUUUGGAAUGGUCACUUUUCUUGACUGAUGAAGUUCCAGGACUUCAGGUGAAUAUUUCUUAGUCUUUUUUUCUUACAUCCAAAUAUUUCUUAGUUUAGAUUGUAAAUGUUUUCAUACACUUUCUCUUUUAGCAAUGUCCUUAGGCUAUCAGCAACAUUGAGAUAAACAUUUGGGUUUCUGAAAAACAAAUAUAAGUAUUUAAAAUAAAAGAAACUAUCACAGGCUGACAGGUGUAGUAUAAAUGGUCUUAACCGUUUACAAUAAGACAUCUGUAGAAAAGUUUUUUUAAAAGGUUGGCGUGAGCUCUUCCCGGAGAGACGUCCCACUCUCUCUUUCUAACUUUUUCUGAUUUUUCUACUUUUAUAUUAUUGAGAGACUAUAAGAGAGCUUCACAUUGCUCGUGCCCUUAGAACAUCUACAUUGAUGAGUUUUUCACUAAUUAUAUUAAUAUUUAAUUGGUGAAUUUCUCAGGAAAAAGAAAGAGAAAUUUAUAGUAAAAGCUUUUCUGAAUCAAAUAUUAGUAUAAUUAGUGAAAAAUUAUGGUGAGACACACUAAUGUUUUUACACCGUAUUUGAACUCAUUUUUAGGUUUAUAAAGACACAUGGAGACAGACACUUAUUUGGGAAAACGUACCUGAAAUUCGAGUGUUAGUUUACCUUGUAGCUUCUCGAUUUUGGAGGUUUGUUGAUUAGAGCUAGCCUACGCAGCUUUAGUCUCUAGUCUAUGGCUUUUUGUUACGAAAUGUGAAGAAAAGUUUUUGAUUGAAAUAAUGAAAUGUUAGUAUUCGACUUUUACGUUUUGCAUGAAAUUGUGCUCUCUCUCUCUCUCUCUCUCUCUCUCUCUCUCUCUCUCUCUCUCUCUCUCUCUCUCUCUCUCUCUCUCUCUCUCUCUCUCUCUCUCUCUCUCUCUCUCUCUCUCUCUCUCUCUCUCUCUCUGCCUUGAUCGAACCCAUGAGCUGGACUGCUGGAGCAUAGUCCACAUACCAAAUGGCAUGAAAUUGUGCUAUUAAGAAUACAAUUUAUUGUCGUUCACAUGGAUGCAGAGUUACCAUUGUGGUUUGCAGAAUUUUAGAUGAAUCUGUUUAUCUUAAUGUCAAAAAAAAAACUUCCUCCAUCUUAAACUCGAUAUAAUUUCAAGUUCUUAACACAUAUUAAAAAGAUAAGAAGAUAAAUUAGUAUAAAAACUACAUUAAAAUUAUAAAAUAAUGUUUAUUUGGAAAAAUUUCCAGAAAAAUGUUCUAACUAAAUUUAGUUAACCUUUUUAAUGCUUUAUUUUUUUGCUAUUCAAUUUAAUACUUCAAAUAGUGAUUUUUUUUAAUUUUAUUAUACUAAUUUUAAAAUAUGAUCAUUUUAAUACUGAAAGUCUGAAAUUGUGUUUAUUUUAAGAAAAAUUAUUAAUACGCCUUUAAACAAAAUUUAAAUGAUUUUUCAAAUUAAAAACAAAUCAUUAGGAAUAAAAGGAACUAAAUCGCUUAUAACCUAAUACUUUUUACUUCUAAUUUUAAAUUUUAAUAUUAUAUUUAAUUUAAUUUGUGGAACAUAAUACUAGUAUAUUUAUUUUUCAUUCAAAAAUAAUUUCAUCCAAACUUUAGUUAUUUUUGUUCCAAAAGGUUUAAAACUAAAUUAGAAAAAAUAAGAUUUUUUUAAAAGCUACUCUCUCUCUUCUCACUGUUCUCUCUCUGGAUCUUUCACGGGGGAAAAGAAGAGACGAGAAGCUUCACUUUCGAUUCAAUCUUAUGAUUGAAUCGAUUUUUUGGGUGUAAAUAUUUCCGAUCUGCAGAUCGAUUGUGUGUUUUCGCAAGGCGAAUUCUCUCUUCGCUAAGGAGAUUUAGUUUCGCCAAAGGCGAUUUUGAUGUGUAGCAGUUUCAUCCAAAUCGAAUUGUUUAUCAAUCUUUCUUCGAUUGGUUAAAACAUAAAUAAACCUUUUAGAUCGAUUCUUCUCUUUGUUUUUACUUAAUAAUAUACCGUCUAGUUAAGAUGUUUGUUUUCUCUUAUUAUUUAGAUACGCUCAGGUUUUGAUUCGGAGAUGGUGUCAUCCUUUGUUUCGAGUUCGAGCAGAGUCUCCAUGAUAAUCAAAACCUCAGAUUUGGAACGCGCUUUGAAGAUACACGGUAGCGUUCUGACAAGAUUCUAUCUUUGAUUCUACUGAAGCUUUUCCCUGGAUAAAUUCUAGCAGUUGGAGAAGAUGACCUUGAAAUCGACGGCGAUUGGAGGCAUGAAUAACGUGCAAGCAGCCUCAAACAAGUUUUGAAAUGAAGAUCCGUGAGUUUUCGGCACUGCCUUCUUCUUUCACGGACUGGAAGAGAUGAAGCCAUGAGUUGACCACGUAUUCAUCAUGCAAUCUAUCAUUAUCUUUAAGAUAUGGGCUUUAUCUGGGCCAAAUUGUAUUCUAAACUGUUUGUAACAAUGUCAUUUGAGCUUUCGUUUAUUGAAAACGAAAGUUGACAAAAAAUUUUUUUAAAAAAAUUGAUUUAAAAAAAAAUUCUUUUGAAACUUAUCAAUGCUUUUAUAAAACAUAAUUUCAUUAUUAAAAUAAACACAAUAUAUUAAAAUGAACAAAAUAAUUAUUCAACUACUAAAUUUAAUAUUAAAAGUUUUAAUAAAAUUUAGUUGAUGUAUUUUUAUAGAUUUUUAUUUAUUUAUUUUGUAACGAUAAAUUUAUUUAUAACAAUAUUUAAUUUAUCUACGCAGUUGAAUGAAAAAAACAUGUUUAGAAAUUUAAGUUUGAUUUGUAAUGAAAAACAUGUCUUCCCUAAAAAAUAAUACUCAGUCAACGAUAUAUAAACUAAAAAACCGUGGGAUUUGGACGGAGUUUACGUAUUUGGACCAUACUGCUACACGUGACUGAUUUUCUGUGGUUCUAGCUUAAGCGACAAUUU
Messenger RNA from Brassica rapa (field mustard), 14175 nucleotides. Its product is annotated as 2-oxoglutarate-Fe(II) type oxidoreductase hxnY. The record is from RefSeq and is a predicted model, not a curated record. Lineage: Eukaryota; Viridiplantae; Streptophyta; Magnoliopsida; Brassicales; Brassicaceae.